Molecule: messenger RNA, 2636 nt
Organism: Limanda limanda (common dab)
Lineage: Eukaryota; Metazoa; Chordata; Actinopteri; Pleuronectiformes; Pleuronectidae
Product: ribonucleoside-diphosphate reductase large subunit-like
Exons: 19
Coding region: 1-2379 (792 amino acids)
Biological process (GO): DNA replication; deoxyribonucleotide biosynthetic process
Cellular component (GO): ribonucleoside-diphosphate reductase complex
Molecular function (GO): ATP binding; ribonucleoside-diphosphate reductase activity, thioredoxin disulfide as acceptor
Source: RefSeq, a predicted model, not a curated record
AUGCACGUCAUUAAACGAGAUGGUCGUGAGGAGGAAGUCACCUUUGAUAAAAUCACCUCUCGUAUUCAGAAGCUUUGCUAUGGACUCAACUCGGACUUUGUGGACCCUACCCAGAUUACCAUGAAGGUGAUCCAGGGUCUUUAUAACAGAGUCACCACCGUGGAGCUGGACACCCUGGCAGCAGAGACCGCUGCCACCCUCACCACCAACCACCCUGACUACGCAAUCCUGGCCGCACGAAUAGCUGUGUCAAACCUGCACAAGGAGACCAAGAAAGUGUUCAGUGAUGUGAUGGAAGACCUGUACAACUAUGUCAACCCAUUAAAUAGACUUCAUUCUCCCAUGAUCUCCAAGGAGACGCUCGACAUUGUGCUUGACAACAAGAAUUGCCUCAACUCAGCCAUCAUUUUCGACAGAGACUUCUCUUACAAUUUCUUUGGAUUUAAGACUCUUGAGAGGUCGUAUUUGUUGAAGAUCAAUGGCAAAGUUGCUGAGAGACCCCAGCACAUGCUGAUGAGAGUGGCCGUCGGGAUUCACAAAAGAGACAUCGAUGCAGCCAUUGAGACGUACAACUUGCUGUCGGAAAAGUGGUUCACCCACGCCUCACCUACACUGUUCAAUGCCGGCACCAACAGACCACAAAUGUCCAGUUGUUUCCUGCUAUCCAUGAAGGACGACAGCAUCGAUGGUAUUUACGACACCCUGAGGCAGUGCGCCCUCAUCUCCAAAUCAGCUGGUGGCAUUGGAUUGGCCAUCAGCUGUAUCCGAGCAACAGGCAGCUACAUUGCUGGGACAAAUGGCAACUCCAACGGGCUGGUUCCCAUGCUUCGAGUGUACAACAACACGGCACGUUAUGUCGACCAGGGUGGCAACAAGAGACCCGGGGCCUUCGCCGUGUACCUGGAGCCGUGGCAUUCGGACGUGUUUGAGUUCUUAGAGUUGAAGAAGAACACAGGUAAAGAGGAGCAGAGGGCCAGAGACCUGUUUUUUGCCCUUUGGAUCCCAGACCUCUUCAUGAAACGAGUGGAGAGCAAUCAGGACUGGUCUCUGAUGUGCCCCAGUGACUGUCCAGGGUUGGAGGAGUGCUGGGGAGAGAAGUUCGAGGAGCUGUACACAAGAUACGAGAAGGAGGGCAGGGCUAAUCGUGUGGUGAAGGCUCAGCAGCUGUGGCACGCCAUCAUCGAGUCACAGACAGAAACGGGCACGCCGUACAUGCUCUACAAGGACGCCUGCAACGGGAAGAGCAACCAGCAGAAUCUGGGAACCAUCAAAUCCAGCAACCUGUGCACAGAGAUAGUGGAGUACACCAGCAAAGAUGAGGUUGCCGUGUGUAACCUGGCUUCCAUUGCACUCAACAUGUUCGUCACGCCAGAGAAAACCUUUGACUUUAAAAGGCUUGCUUCCGUCACCAAAGUCAUUGUUAAAAACCUGAACAAGAUUAUUGAGAUCAACUACUACCCAGUGCCGGAGGCUGAAAGAUCCAACAGGCGUCACAGGCCGAUUGGAAUCGGUGUGCAGGGUCUGGCUGAUGCCUUCAUCCUUAUGCGUUAUCCGUUUGAAAGCCCGGAGGCCCAGCUACUCAACAUUCAGAUCUUCGAGACCAUCUACUACGCAGCCCUGGAAGCCAGCUGUGAGCUCGCAGAGGAGUUUGGCGCUUAUGAAACCUACGCCGGCUCUCCUGUCAGUAAAGGAAUUCUUCAGUACGACAUGUGGGAUAAAGUCCCAACAGAUUUAUUGGACUGGAAGGCAUUAAAGGAGAAAAUUGCGAAACACGGCGUAAGGAACAGUCUGCUCUUGGCCCCCAUGCCCACAGCUUCCACUGCCCAGAUCCUAGGCAACAAUGAGUCCAUUGAGCCGUACACCAGCAACAUCUACACCCGCAGGGUGCUCUCUGGAGAGUUUCAGAUUGUGAAUCCUCACCUGCUGAAGGACCUCACAGAAAAAGGUCUGUGGAGUGAUGAGAUGAAGAACCAGCUGAUUGCUCAGAACGGCUCCAUCCAGGAAAUUCAAGAGAUCCCUGAUGAUCUGAAGCAGCUCUAUAAAACAGUAUGGGAAGUCUCCCAAAAAACCAUCCUCAAGAUGGCAGCAGACCGCGGUGCCUACAUCGACCAGAGCCAGUCGCUUAACAUCCACAUCGCUGAACCAAACUAUGGCAAACUGACCAGCAUGCACUUUUACGGUUGGAAGUUGGGCCUGAAAACCGGCAUGUAUUACCUGCGGACGAAGCCCGCUGCCAACCCCAUUCAGUUCACCCUGAACAAGGAGAAAUUAAAGGCGGCUCAAUCAGCGGAGGGGGAGGCGGAGGACAAGGAGCGCAACAUCGCUGCUAUGGUGUGUUCCUUAGCAAACAGAGAUGAUUGUCUGAUGUGCGGCUCCUGAGGGAAGGCCUCAAUCAUCCAGGCCCACUCCCUCUUGAAGCUCACAUUUAAAUAAAUUUUUUUAUUUUUGUAUUUGUAUAUGAUGCCAUUACAACAAGUGUUUAACACAUGCCACUGUCUUCUCAUCAAACAUCUUUACAGUCUUUAUUUAAUGCGUGUUGGUUUUUCAUAAUAAGGCGAAUGUUGUAUGUACAGAAUCAACAGGGUGCAGUGAAGUGAUGAACUUGUAACUCUUGUUUUUUAUAUCGUUUUUUAAUA